AUUUUAUGCAGCUGAAAUUGCCAUAGGAUUAUUUUUUCUUCACAGUCGAGGUAUUAUAUACAGGGAUUUAAAAUUAGAUAAUGUUCUUUUGGAUCAAGAAGGGCAUAUAAAGAUUGCUGAUUUUGGUAUGUGUAAAGAAGGAAUAUCAAGUGAUCAAACAACAAAAACCUUCUGUGGCACUCCUGAUUACAUAGCUCCCGAGAUAAUUCUCUAUCAACCAUACGGAAAAUCUGUUGAUUGGUGGGCUUAUGGUGUCCUUUUAUAUGAGAUGCUUGUUGGACAGCCACCAUUUGAUGGAGAAGAUGAAGAAGAACUGUUUUCAGCCAUAACUGAUCACAAUGUCUCAUAUCCAAAGUCUCUUUCCAAAGAAGCUAAAGAGGCUUGUAAAGGAUACCUGCUGAAUUAAUCACUACCAUGCAAUCUAACUACUGUCCAUCCUUCAGCAUCUUACAAAGCUCACCUUUAAGUUUGAUGUAUAGAGAAAAUGCUACAGUUUCCCCAGCCUGGAAAGUAUUGCUAAAUAAAACUUACUAAUAAAAAUAUAUAAAACAUAUUGUACAAUAUUCCAAGCAAUGUCCUUUUCUUGUAACAACAAGCCUCAAAUUCCAUUUAAAUGUUUAAAUGUUAAAAUUUUAUAUUAUAUGUAGAGUAAUUUUGUUCCAAAUUCCAGAUGUUCUUUAGUCUAAUGGAAAUGAUUCUGUAUAAUUGAAAGUACUUGUAUUAUUAAAAGGAUUUUAAUGCUGUCUGACAGUGUGUUUACAUUAUUUGUUAUGUUCUUUGUCUUUAAAAUCAUCAGAAGAAGCACAGAUUUAAUUUUUGUCUGAGUUUAAUAAGCUUUAGCUGGGAAGCAUGCAUGUGGUAACAUAACCUACCUGAUGACCAUGCAUUGCUGAUUGACUAAAGUUCAGAAAUUUGGUGAAUGCCAGUGCAUAACAAAGCAAGAUGAAUUUGUUCAACUUUACCAUUUGCUUGGGAACAGUAUCUUGGUAUUAACACAUGCUUAAGUCCACAAAUAGUACAAAAAUCAGAGAAUACAUGUGAAGUGAAACCUAUUUCUCUAUUAGUAAUGAUAUGGAUGGGAAUACCAAAAUCAUUCACAAACUGCUAAAGAAGUUCAAUAACAAAUCAUAUGAUGGACAGACAGAGGUAUACAAACUUCAUAAUGUUGUCUAGGAAUAGUAAUAGUUUCUUAUUAUGUUAUGAAUUAAUACAAAAUAGACCAAGGAAGUUCAUACAUACAGUUUUAAAUAGUCAGUGACUAGGAGAUAUAUUAUUAAGUUCUCUUUGCAUCCAUCCAGCAAGAACUUUUGUAAAGUUGCAGCUAACAUGCUGACUGACAGAUAUGAUGUUGAAUAUAACCAGUCAUUUUUGGAAACCAAAAUUUAAUUUGGAUGAGCUAUACAGCUUUAUCCACACUAAAGUGACCUUGACAUAUCAUGAUAAUGCACAGUGAGAUAUUUUUACAUAGUCCAUGGCAUAAUGAAAAGUUGAUAAAGGAGACUUUACUACUUCAAAACUGUUGGUCAAAACAUGAUCUGACUUUGAAUAUUUCAAUGAUUUAUUAACUGCUGUUAAAAUCUGCUGCAAAUUGGGACAUUGUGACUAGAUUAGUAUUACAUGGUAUAUAAAAUAUACUUUCAAUUGCUGUAUAAAAUAUACAUGGUGCUGCAAGUUCUAAGGACUGCUAUAAUCUGAUAUAAUGUUGUGAAUAAUUUUGUUGGCUAUCCACUCACAAUGAUCUGUAAGGGCAAAACCAUUGCACUAUGGCCUUAUAUGUUGGGAUAAAAUCUCCCUUUCACCACAACUGUUAAUAAAUCUUUGAUUUUUAAGCUCUUGCACAAUGUCAUAGAGAAUUGCAUGUUCAUGACAUAAGGAACUUCACUCACAGACUUACUUCCUGGUACCUCAUUCGUUUUCAUGAUAGCAGUCUUAAUAUACCCUAAUUUGGUAGGAUCAAAGCAACAUGUAGAGGAAACUCUUUAAGAAGCAUGUUGAAUGUUCAUAACUUGGUCAUUCAUUUUAAUUUGAGUAAUAGUAAUUACUUGGCAUAUCACCAAAGUGAUCUCAAUUUUAGAUGUAUGUUUACACAUGUCAACUUCAUGAGUCUCCAAAACUUCAGAAGUGUUGGAUGAUGGUGUCACCAAUACAGAAAAUUCUUUACAGUCAUCUACUAGCACAACAUAAUUAAGAAUUAGAACACCAUUAGCUUUCAUUUUCAUUGCAUUAAAGCUGAUUACUGGUACAAUAAUGAGAACAUUGCAAAAUGGUUUAUCAUCUGUUUGAAGUAAAAAGGAGGCAUUGAUCAUUAAAAUUCUCAUUAAUGACUUCUAUGAUGAUAUGAGCGAAUAACUAACUAUUAUAAACUUAAGAGAAUAGGGAGAUUCAGAACAAGGAAGAAGGUAGAAGAUAGAAAAAAAAGGGGUACCCAAGAUUAUCGGCGGUGCUCUCGAUGCAUUAGAUCAAAAGGAUGAACCACUUUUUAAUUAAGAUGAAUAUUAGCUUAGUUCACCAAACCUCAUAUUAAGUCAAGUACACUGUCAAGUAAAAUGGUACUCUUGUACUUUCACUAUCAAGAAUCUUUCUUUCUCCAAUUCCUUUGUUUUCUCCACAAGGUGUCACCAAUGUGCUGGAGAGCUUUGUUCACAUGUCCCUUCUCAUCUGAUUUCACCAAAUAAUAAUUCUCCUGAGCUAUAGCUUGCCCUGAGGGUUGCAUACCAUCUCAUCGUUCUUAAGGGACACCUGCUGUUAAACUGUUAAGAACGAGCUGAACUUCAGUUCAGUGUUUAUCAUUUCACAGCAACAGAGAGCAACUUGGGUGUUAUUAUAAUUGUUGAAGGACUUUAUCAUCUUGAUCUUGACCUUCAAUAAGUUUUGUAUAUUCUUGUUAAUGGACCAUAACUAAAGUUGGAAGGGCAGUUUCAAGUAGGACAUCUAGACCACUAAAAGCAUCAUUACAAACAACAAACAUUUACAUGAUGUAUAUGAACUGAAUCAAUAAUUAAUUUGAUUCAUACAAUAUUGAAAGACUUAAUAGCAUCAUCUAACCACAAAAAUCACAAAUUAGCAUUGGUUUUACAGUUUUACUCAGGUGAGCUGCUAAGGCCACUUUCAUAAAAAUCAGUUGUGCCAGUAUUUAAAAGUGCAGUAACAUCUGGCUUAAUUUACAGUGAAACAUUUGGAAGAUGUGUUUGAUGUGAUAGAGGCUGUCUUUAAACAAUCUCUUGUGCCAUGACCUUCUUUUUUACAUUUAGUUCAAUACUUUUCAUGUUUAGAACUUAGACAAUCUAAGGUUAAUUAAUACUUUGUGGUUGUGUUUAAAGGAUGCAAUGCAGAGUAUUAUCUUGUUUGGUUCUAUUGUUUUGAGCAGGUGGUAGUCUUUCAGGCGUCAUUUCUGUUAUAUUACCAUUCAUUUUACUUUUAUCAUGUGUCAAUUAAGAAGUUUAUGAGAAAAGGAUCCAAAAUGAUUCUUAGCAAACUGUUCAUGAACCGUGAUAUUCUUAAGCAGCUCAUUUAUUGAAAGGUGUUGUUUAUCUAGCAUAGUUUGACUCACUUGACCAUUUCUUAGUCUGCUUAAAAUUUCAUAUUUUGUUUCAUUUACAUUAAAUCUCAAUUGAACGCAUAAGUGCUCCUUGCCUUGCAUGUAUGAAUAGACAGUUUUAUUUUUUCUUUGGAUGUGUACUUCUGUUCAUUGACACAAAUCAGCCAGAAUCUUGGUGGUCACAUAACCAUCAUUAAAUGCAGCUACCCAUGUUUGGCACUGAUUUCUGGUAGAUUUUUGCCAAUUUCUAAUGCUGUUUUUCUUGAAGCUUCUUUAAUUAUUGUAUUUCUUAAAUCAUGUAAUUUGAUAAGAGUGCUGUCAAGUUUAAGUUUAAUGUUCUGUAGACUGACAAUUGUUGUUGAUUCAUCCAUUUAAACUAGCAAUAUGUUUGAAGUAUUGCAACCAUUUGGAAACUGCUGCAAUAUCUUCUGUUCCACAAAACUGAUCUAAAUUAGCUGAAGUAUCUGCACAUAUCUGAAUUAUUGGGAUGGAAUGCCAUUGCGUUUGCCCAUUGCUACUGAUAAAUAAGAUGUAUCAUUUGUGUUAAUAAAGCUAUUGAUUAUUUUGGGAAAGACAAGGUGACAAUACAAAGUUGGGCACUUUAUUUGCCAUUUUGAAAUAACUUUUUAAAUUAUUAACUAUUUUGAAAUAACAUUUUGACACUUAUAAAUAAUUCACAAUAUUAUCUAGAACUGAUAGAAACAAGGAUACCAAUCCUUAUAAUGGUGAUUCAUUCAGAGGCAGUCUCUUAAUCAAACACAUACAUUCACACAGUUCAAUAUUAAUACAAAAUUUAGUUUUCAUGCUAGAGUUAAAACAUGCCAAAUGGGUUACAAAGAUUCUUUAUCACACAAAACACAAAAAUAAGCUCCAUAAAAUCUAUUACAAGUUCUUAAUUAACAACUUUUCCUUAUAUUUUAAACUUAAAACUAGAAAUAAAAUUGAAAUGUUAGUGAAUGAUAGACAAGUUCCUUUUAUUUCUCUUCUUAUCAGGAACUAACAUCACAGUCUACCUAAUGUGUCAUUGCAAAAAUAAAAGAUAAAGAUAUCUCUAAAAUUAUGUGGAGAUCUUUUAUCUUUGAUAUACUUAUAUCAUUUAAUAUCAAAAUGAAUGGCUUUAAAUGUUAGAUUUAAUCAAGUAUAUAUCAUUACCUGAAUAUUUA
This is a messenger RNA of Centruroides sculpturatus (bark scorpion), 4701 nucleotides long. Its product is annotated as protein kinase C, brain isozyme-like. Gene Ontology annotation, biological process: protein phosphorylation. The record is from RefSeq and is a predicted model, not a curated record. NCBI's taxonomy places the organism in Eukaryota, Metazoa, Arthropoda, Arachnida, Scorpiones, Buthidae. The transcript is spliced from 5 exons. Gene Ontology annotation, molecular function: ATP binding; protein kinase activity. The annotation marks the transcript as partial.